AUGUCAUCCUAUUUAGAUUCAUCCAUUUCUUCUCCAAAGAUCUCGAAACUGUCUCUCGUUGGGGGAAUACUCUUUGUCAUGACUUGUUUCACCCUUUCUUUGAUCUAUUCAGUAACAUCCUCUCGAAAACAUUCUUCCAACCUUGUUUCUUCUUCUCCUCCUUCUCAUCAUCAUCCUCACACUUACGAAGAAGCCUCCUCUUACAUCAAUGGGAAUACUCUGAAGACUUUUCAAGAUUCGACAGAAGAUGAUGAAAAUGCAUCACUGCCAUCACUGCCACCACUACUCUUUUAUAGUUCCUAUCAAUGCAACAAGUAUCAAGAAGGCAUUGGUCACUCUGUUCCUGACAUUUAUCCUAAACAUACUCUGUUCGCUCAAUGUUCCUUUCAAAAUUUAUGUUUGAAUCGAAGAGGAGAAUGGAUCUUGUUUUUGGAUAAUGCAACAGCACCCACUCCACAAUGGAUUUCAUCGGUCAAUGAAAAGGUUUGGGUUUAUACACAACCUCGAAUGCACUCCUCUCGAGGUGAUAUGAUCAUUCGAGUGUAUGGAGAAGGACCUGUUCAAUUAGUAUCGACCUUAUCUUCGUUCAAUGAAAUAAGAGAUGAAUUACAAAAUACUCAAGACAAGAAAAUAGUUUUCAAAGUGGCUCAAGAUUUCAAAUACAUUUCAAAACCAACCUUCUUGACACAUCGAUAUGUGGCAGGCAAUGUUGGUCAUUUGUUGAUGGAUGGCAUGACAGAAGCCAUGAUUAAUAUGGUCAUGUUCAAAUUGGAAGAAUUUACAGAGAUGAACAUGGUGUUUUUAGAGGAUCUUCAAGAUGACUUGUAUCACAAAGAAAAUUGGGUGGGUGCUUACAAUUAUGACAAGAAUGUGUCAGACAAGUAUUCGAUUGACUUUUUUGGAUUAAUGACCAGACAACCCAUUUUGCAGAAAUGUUCCACUUUGAAGGGUUGGACCAUUGCUAAAGCACCAUGUCGCAACCAAUCACCACACUUUGAUUCUAUGAAGGACGGUGAUGAACUUCAAGUGUGCUUUAAGAAUGCUAUUGCAGGAAUGUCACGACCUUAUUUACUUUCUGUAAUUGGUGCUGAAGUGAUUAAUGAACCAUUAAGAAAACUUGUUUCAAAAGUGACCAAGAUUAAUUUUGAAUAUGAAGCGUCCAUAAAGGAGGAGAUUGUAGUGGCCAUUCAUAACAAACCAAAACAAGGAAGACAUGGUGAAAUUAUUUGGAAUGUUGAAGAAAUUUAUUCCAUCCUUUCCGAGAAUUUACCAAAAGAAGAAUUUAUUGUGAAAACUUUGAAAAAGAAAGUUCGAGUGAUUAAUCUCCACCUCGAAAAGUUGAAUGCACGAGAACAAGUCCACCUCUUUUCUCAAGUCGAUGUCUAUAUUGUAGAUCAAGGGAGUGCCUCUUACAUGACCAUGUUUUUACCAAGGAAUUCCAUUGUGAUUCAAUCACCAGAUUGUCGCUAUCGAGAGGAUCACUCGAAAUUUUGUUACGAUCGAUUUUCACAAUAUGCUUAUACGUUUUCACAUGUCAAAGUGUAUCCAUUUUUGAGUUUAUUACCUCCCGAAAGCAAGACCAUUGAUUGCAAUCCAAGACCAACGAUUGAGGAAACUAAUUGUGAUCCAAUUCUUCCACCCGAGGUGAUCUAUUCAGCUGUGGUCCGUACUUUGAAAGAAAGAUUUAAGGAUGUCCUUUAUAGAGCUCGAGCUUAA
Molecule: messenger RNA, 1716 nt
Organism: Naegleria fowleri
Lineage: Eukaryota; Heterolobosea; Eutetramitea; Acrasida; Naegleriidae
Exons: 2
Coding region: 1-1716 (571 amino acids)
Molecular function (GO): glycosyltransferase activity
Source: RefSeq, a predicted model, not a curated record